AUGGCGACUGCUACCAGGGAAGCAGAGGCCCCCAUGGAGAGCCCCCAACGCAGCUGGGCGGCGGAGCCCCCACGCAGCGCGAAGGCCAUCUUCCACAAGCACACCACCACAGGAACCUUUAUUCGACCUAUCACCGCACCUUCCGUCACAAGAUUCGAUCCCGUGCCGGGAUUGCCAAACUUGGUGCAAGGUGUGCCAGCCAGCCCCCGCGGCAAGCGUCUUGUUCCUGCUGCCCACAGGAUGCCUGCGAUCCCAGUGAAAGGCGCCACUGCGAACGGCCCGUGGGCAGAGUGCCGCGGUGCCACUCCCAACGAAAGAAUGCGGCGAGCGGCUUGGCCUCGACAAGGCACCGAAAACUCCCUUAUGUAUCGGAACCCAAUGGAACGAAGAGCCGCACACGAUGGCUGGGGAGAAGAAGUGUCUCUCUGUGCCUCACCACCUCCUCCGGCUCUUUCUCUGGACUCGCCAAGUCCUGGGAGUGAGAGGCAGCGGUGA
Molecule: messenger RNA, 495 nt
Organism: Symbiodinium necroappetens
Lineage: Eukaryota; Dinophyceae; Suessiales; Symbiodiniaceae
Source: the annotation of a GenBank genome assembly